This is a messenger RNA of Penicillium samsonianum, 1392 nucleotides long. RefSeq lists its product as uncharacterized. Bases 1 to 1392 code for a protein of 463 amino acids. Gene Ontology annotation, molecular function: heme binding; oxidoreductase activity. The transcript is spliced from 6 exons. Lineage: Eukaryota; Fungi; Ascomycota; Eurotiomycetes; Eurotiales; Aspergillaceae. The record is from RefSeq and is a predicted model, not a curated record.
AUGACGCUGAAUAGAUCCGAGGUUGGAAAACAUACCACCAUCAAUAGUUGUUGGGUGAUCAUCAACGAGAAUGUUUAUGAUGUUACGGAGUUUCUCAAGGAACACCCUGGAGGAGCCAGUAUCAUUCUUGCGCAUGCAGGUCGUGAUGCUACUCAAGCAUUUGAAUCCUUUCAUCAGGCGGAGAUUAUCGAUCAGAACCUUGGCCCAGAAAAGAACUUAGGCACCGUCACGCAAGACUUGUCCAGCACCAGUCAUGCAGAGGGAGUAAUUCAAUCACCUCGACCAAAGCCUAAGCUAUCAUUUGUGAUUAGUCUUUCAGACUUCGAACAUGCUGCUGCAAAGAGUCUUCCCGCCAGUUCAUUUGCAUUCCUGAAAUCCGGUGCUGAGGAUGAGUAUGCCUCCAACUGGAAUCGCGAUAGCUGGAAAGCAAUUCGUUUCCGCCCGCGUGUUCUACGACGAAUUGAGAGUGUUGACAUCUCAUGCACUCUCUUGGGCACUAAGCUUUCAGCCCCUUUCUUUAUUUGCCCAGCAGGGGGUGCAAAGCUAGCCAACACCAAGGGCGACCUGUGUUUAGUCAAAGCUGCUGCUCGCCAUGGAAUCCUACAUUGGGUUUGUAACAACUCGGCCAUUUCUCAGCAAGAUAUGGCCACUGCGCGUGCACCAGAUCAAACGUUAUACUGGCAAAUAUAUGCCAUGACUGACUUGAAAAUCACUGAAAAGCAAAUCAAGGAAGCUGUCAGGCUAGGGUACAAAGGGUUCGCAUUGACCGUUGAUGCAAUUCGAGCUGGAAAGCGAGAGCGGGAUCUACGGGUUGCAUCUUUGGAUACAGAGCAAGAUGAAGAGGACGACUUGGAUACCGCAGAAAGCUUUUCAAAAGAGCCAACUGUGCAGCGGCCGCCCGUCUGGUCGAGUUUUGAUUGGAAAUCUUCCAUCGAGUGGCUCCGGAAAAUGACAAGUCUACCCAUUGCUAUCAAGGGUAUUCAAUGUUGGGAAGACGCACUGUUAUGCAUGGAAUACGGAGUCCACCCAUGGCUUUCUAAUCAUGGUGGCCGUCAAUUGGAUGGAGCACCAUCUGCCGUGGACACUCUUUUGUCCAUUCGAAAUCAUUGUCCCGAGGUCUUUGACAAAUGUGAGGUCAUCGUCGAUGGGGGUGUUACCCGAGGCUCGGAUGUAGUCAAGGCUGUUGCACUCGGCGCGAAGGGCGUUGGCCUUGGAAGACCAUUCUUGUACUCUCUCGUAUUCGGCGAGGCUGGAGCAAGCAAGGCUAUUCGAAUUUUGAAGCAUGAGAUUGAGACUACCAUGGCAUUGUUGGGUGUGACAUCAGUCGAUCAAUUAAGUCCAUCUUAUGUUGAAACCUCGUUAUUAUAUCCUUACGCACGGUCAAUCUUGUGA